UUACUUUGUAAGCUUGUGUUUUCCCUUUGAAUGCUUGUCUCUUGACUGUGGCUCUGAAGCCAUGUUGUCCCCUGCCUGUACCCUUUUAAUUGUUCUUUUAUCAUUAUUAUCAUUUCAGAUAAUGUAGCUCAAAAGCACCACCACUUAGUAGUUAGUAGUAAAAGUGUAAAACUACACAACUCACCAUGAAAACCACUCAUACAUUUUGUGCUUCAAAUGCUGCCAUUACCACCAUGGAUUCCAACAUUCAUCACCAACCCCCCUCCUCCUCCUCCUCCUCCUCAUCCUCCGUCACCGCGACUUCUUUCGAUGGCAGUCGGGCAAUCGACCGCCAUAACCCCAUCAUCCAAGACCAAACAAGACUCACCAAAACCCUGCUCAAACCUCCUCAUCCCCGAAAAUACAAUGACAACAACGAUGACAACAACAACAACAACAACAACAACAACAACAACAACAACAACGUCAAAAAUAACAACAAAAUGUUGAAAAAUUCCAAAACCAACAUUGAGCAGAAGAGAGAAACUAUUGCUUCUGCAGAUGAACAGUUAGUUAUGAAUAUGAAUAAUAAUAAUAAUAAUGUAGUAAGGAGACAAGGAGGGGUGCUUGGAUGGGGGUGUACAAGGCCUGGUGAUUUCAUUAGUCCUGCAAGUUCUUCAAGGUUUUUGUUGACAGACAAAUUGUUGUCUGAUCAGUUUGAUCCUGGUUUGAAACAAUCCGAGGAUGACAAAUCUUGCAAAAAGAAGAAUGACGACGGUUUAUCAUCUUCUUCGGUCAAAAUGCCGCCAGGGUUUUCGUCGUCUUUGUCUUCACGCUCUUCUGAUCACCAGGUGGUUGUGUUAAGAGUAUCAUUGCACUGCAGAGGUUGUGAAAAGAAAAUGAGGAAACAUUUGUCUAAAAUGGAAGGUGUAACAUCCUUCACCAUAGACUUUAUGGCAAAGAAGGUAACGGUGGUUGGCAGCGUAACACCGCUAGGUGUUCUCAUGAGCGUGUCAAAGGUCAAGAACGCUCAAUUGUUGACUCCGACAGUCUCGUCACCACUCGAGCCUCAGAUGGACUCUCGUUUCUCAAAAAUCAAUAAACAAUUAGGACUCGUUGCAUAAAAGUAGUAUGUUACGUAUGGGAUUGUGAUGUUGGUUUUAACUUGGAUUGUUUGGUUAUGUAGCGAAUAUGUUUGUGAUUUUAGUGGAGGGACACAAGUCUUGGGAUAUAUGAACUCGCGCUUCACAUAAAAUGUUUCAUUGUUUGGCACUCGUUGAGUGCGGGUUUACAUACCGAGGGUUGUUUGAUUGUUUGUUCUAGCUUAAUAAAUAAACUUUUCAAGAUUU
Molecule: messenger RNA, 1328 nt
Organism: Helianthus annuus (common sunflower)
Lineage: Eukaryota; Viridiplantae; Streptophyta; Magnoliopsida; Asterales; Asteraceae
Product: protein SODIUM POTASSIUM ROOT DEFECTIVE 2
Exons: 3
Coding region: 186-1103 (305 amino acids)
Molecular function (GO): metal ion binding
Source: RefSeq, a predicted model, not a curated record